AUGUUUGUCAAUUUCAGCCCAAUCAAAGCUAACAGACCCUGCAGAACGUCCACUCUCUUCCCGGACGUCCUCGCUCUCAUAUCCAUUUGCCCCGAAUUGCUCCGUGUCCUCGCCUCGUUGCCGAUGCAGCCAGCCGACCAGAAUAAGAAUCUUGAAGGCCGUGAGCACCACUGCAGCUCCAGUACCACAGCCAAGUCCACGACAUGCAGCUCGGCAUUGCUAACCAGCUCCCCUCUCCUGAACCCAUCAUCAUUACCCUCGUCGUCAUCGUUGACACCACCCUCUACAACAGAUGCCGCCUCUCCUACGCCGCCAAUAGCACCAUCACCACAACUCUCUAUUGAACCAAUAGAUUAUACACUCAAACCAAGCAGACCAGGCUCCGAGCCUCUAGUCUGCGCUGAUUUCGGGCCCAUAUCCCUCUCUGCCAUCGACCCUUAUCAUCUAUUGACCCCUGGCGAUAACCACAGCAGCCAUAAUUUCGAGCCAGAGAGCACCAUGCUGAUGACAAUCCCCCAGGAUUGUGCCCAGGAAAAUUUAGAACGUCAGGUUCAAGAAAAUCAACUGUGGCUUCAGACCGCUUUCCUUCAUAAUCAGUUUCACCCUCAACAACUUCUACCAGUUAUGCACCCUUCCUCUCAUCUUCAACCUUUCCUGCUACCACCACUAACACAGUUAUCGUCAUCACCGUCGCCUUCAGCAUCAUCACUGCCACCACCACUACCUCCGACAGCGCUCACUCUUCCUUCCCCUCCCCUUGUUGCUCCUCUAUCAGCUCCACACUUGAUACAAUAUGAGCAUUCCCACUAUGACACUCAUCCUAACCAGCAACAACCAGCGACGCUCCAGCAAUCGACCAGUGGUAUUGAGCCUUUUUACCAACAAUACCACAAUUUAUCUCCACAGCAGCAACAAAGCAUGCUCCAGCAACAAACACAACAGCUGCCGCUACAGCAAUAUCAGAAUGGCGGAUCUCAUGAGAAGCGAGGUCAGUUCUUUCCAUGGCCUGCUUCCGCCACAGCUAUGACGCCUCUUCCAGGCAACUUCGGGCCAUUGCCUUUGGCAAACACGGGGACACUCACAUCUACAGCAAAUCCCCGGAUCACUUCGCGUCCAUUUCAGACGGUUGCGUACACUGGCCUAGCAGCAGCUGCUAAGCAUAACACCAAGCGGGCAGCUGAUGACAUGCCCGCGUCUGAAA
This is a messenger RNA of Lobosporangium transversale, 1201 nucleotides long. RefSeq lists its product as hypothetical. NCBI's taxonomy places the organism in Eukaryota, Fungi, Mortierellomycota, Mortierellomycetes, Mortierellales, Mortierellaceae. The annotation marks the transcript as partial. The record is from RefSeq and is a predicted model, not a curated record. The transcript has a single exon.